Messenger RNA from Sorex araneus (European shrew), 3192 nucleotides. Its product is annotated as zinc finger protein 585A. Gene Ontology annotation, molecular function: RNA polymerase II cis-regulatory region sequence-specific DNA binding; DNA-binding transcription factor activity. Lineage: Eukaryota; Metazoa; Chordata; Mammalia; Eulipotyphla; Soricidae. Gene Ontology annotation, biological process: regulation of transcription by RNA polymerase II. Bases 116 to 3190 code for a protein of 1024 amino acids. The transcript is spliced from 3 exons. The record is from RefSeq and is a predicted model, not a curated record.
UUUGCCUCCUCCUUUCCAUCUCUAGAUCCUUGAGAGUGGUCGGUGGUGAUCAGGCCUGCGGUGGGCCUUAGUGGAGACUCGGUCUCCUCCGCACGAACCUGACUGAGGCCCAACAAUGUCGCCCGGAGCGUCGAGCCAACUCCGGGAUAGGGACCGUCGUGCCUGGAGUCCGUCGACUUCGUCAGCUCCCGGCCUCGCUCCUCGUCAGACGCGGAUGGCGGUGGCACCGCGGGCCCCGGCACAGGACAGCGUGACCUUUGAGGACAUUGCUGUGUACUUCUCUUGGGAGGAAUGGAGACUCCUUGAUGAGAACCAAAGACACUUAUACAUCGAUGUGAUGCUGGAGAAUUUUUCUCUCAUAUCUUCACUGGGCUGCAGUUGUGGAGAAGAGGAUGCAGAGGCCCCUUUACAACAGAGUGUUUUUGAAAGCCUGUCACAGACCAGGACUUCCUGGCCAGCUUCAUCUUCCCCGAAGACCCACUGCUGUAAGAUGUAUGGCCCCAUAUUGAAACACAUUUCUCUCAUGGCUGAGCAUCAGGGAACUCAAACCAGUCAAAAGUUGUUCAGGUAUGGAGUGUGUGCAGAAAGAUUUUAUUUCAGUGCAAAGCAGCAGCAACAAGAGAAACACAUGGGAGAAAAAAUUUUCAGAAGCAUUGUAGACAUGGCCUCAUUUGGUGAGAAUGGCUGUUUCCAAGAGUUACGAGAAUCUUUUGCAUUUGAGGAAAGUGGGAGCGACUCUUUGGCCAUUUUAGGACAUCUCCAAGAACAGAACACUUUAACUGGGGAUAAGUCAAAGGAAAAUAUCCAGCAUAGAACAUUACAAGGCAAAAGUCCCCACACUUUGGAAGAAUGCAAGAAAAUCUUUGAUCCCAAACAUACACUGGCUCCAGAUCAGAAUGUUCAAAAUGGACAAGAGUUUUUUGUGUGCAGUGUAUGUGGGAAAACCUUCAGAUACAAAUUAUCAUUUAUUAUGCACCAGAGACUGCAUAAUGGAAAAAAGCUUUAUAAUUGUAAUGAAUGUGGUAAAUCUUUUAAGUUAAGCUCAACCCUUAAUCAACAUCAAAGAAUUCAUUCUGGGGAAAGGCAGUGUAAGUGCAGCAAAUGUGGGAAGUUGUUAAGCCAGAAAUCUGCACUCAUUUAUCCCCAGAGAUGUCACAACCAGGAAAAUUGCUAUGUGUGCGGUGAAUGUGCAAAAUAUAAAAGCUGUAGUUCAGUGUUCAUUCGCCAUAGGAAAGUUAAGACUGGAGAAAAGCCUUAUAAGUGUGGUGACUGUGGGAAAUCCUUUACCUCUCUUUCUGCACUUAGUUAUCAUCAGAGAUCUCACACAGGGGAAAGGCCUUAUGAGUGUGCAGAAUGUGGGAAAUCCUUUAUUUCUAAGCCUGACCUUCGUUAUCAUCAGAGAGUUCAUUCUGGAGAAAGACCUUUUGAGUGCAAUGAAUGUGGGAAAUCUUUUAUCACUCGUACUGCUCUCCGUUAUCAUCACAGAGUUCACACUGGAGAAAGGCCUUAUGAGUGUACUGAAUGUGGGAAGUCCUUUACUCGAAGAAAUAACUUAAUUAUACAUCUAAGAGUUCAUUCAGGAGAAAGGCCUUUUGAAUGUAAUGAAUGUGGAAAAUCUUUUACAUUCAGCUCCAGCCUUCGCUAUCAUCACAGAGUCCACACUGGAGAAAAGCCUUAUGAGUGUACUGAUUGCGGAAAAUCUUUUAACAAUAGGUGGACACUCAUUCGACACCGAAGAAUUCACACUGGGGAAAAACCGUAUAUGUGCAAUAAGUGUGGGAAGUCUUUUACCUGUAGCUCCACUCUCCAGUAUCAUCAAAGAGGUCACCUUGGAGAAAGACCUUAUGAGUGCAAUGAGUGUAGUAGGUCUUUUACCACCAGUUCUGCCCUCCGUUAUCAUCAGAGCGUUCACUCAGGAGAAAGACCUUAUAAGUGCACUGAAUGUGGAAAAUCUUUUAUCUCUCGCUCUGACCUUCGUUAUCAUCAGAAAGUUCAUUCUGGAGAAAGGCCUUAUGAGUGUAAUGAGUGUGGAAAAUCCUUUAUUCGAAGAAAUAACCUCACUUUACAUCAGAGAGUUCACACAGGAGAAAGGCCAUACCAGUGCAAUGAAUGUGGGAAAUCUUUCAAUAAUAAAUGGACACUUAUUCAGCACCAGAGAGUUCACACAGGAGAAAAGCCUUAUGUAUGCAAUGAGUGUGGGAAAUCUUUUACCUGUAGUUCCACCCUCUGUUACCAUCAGAGAGUUCAUGCAGGAAAACGACCUUAUGAAUGCAGUGAAUGUGGGAAAUCAUUUACUUCUAGUUCCACUCUUCGUUAUCAUCAGAGAGCUCAUACAGGAGAAAGGCCUUAUGAGUGCCGUGAAUGUGGGAAAACGUUUACUUUCAGUGCUAGCCUCCGUUACCAUCACAGAGUUCACACUGGAGAAAGGCCUUAUGAGUGCAAUGAAUGUGGGAAAUCCUUUAAAGAUAAAUCCCAAUUCAAUAAACACCAGAGAGGUCACACUGGUGAAAGACCUUAUGAAUGCAGUGAAUGUGGGAAAGCCUUCAUCCACAAAUCUUCCCUCUCAAUACACCAAAAAAUUCAUGAUAGAGACAGGUCUUAUGAGUGUAGGGCAUGUGGGAAAUCUUUUACCUCUCUCUCUGGCCUUGGUUAUCAUCAGAGAGUUCACAAAGGAGAGAAACCUUACGUGUGUGGUGAAUGUGGAAAAUCCUUUACUAAUAGCUCAAUUUUGAUUCGACACCAGAGAGUGCACACUGGAGAAAGGCCAUAUGUGUGCAGUCAAUGUGGGAAAUCAUUUACCAGUAGUGCCACCCUCUCUUACCAUCAGAGAGUUCAUGCAGGAAAACGGCCUUAUGAGUGCAGUCAAUGUGGGAAAUCCUUUACAUCUAGUUCCACCCUCCGUUACCAUCAGAGAGUUCACUCUGGAGAUCGUCCUUAUGAGUGCAAUGAAUGUGGAAAAUCGUUUAUCACUAGCUCCAAACUACGUUAUCAUCAAAGAGUUCACACUGGAGAAAGGCCUUAUGAGUGCAGUGAAUGUGGCAAGUCCUUUAGAGAUAGUUCCCAAUUCAGUCAGCAUCGAAGAGGUCACGCUGGAGUAAAGCCUUAUGAAUGCACUGAAUGUGGAAAGUUUUUUAUGCGAAAAUCCACUCUCUCUCAACAUCAGAAAGUUCACACUAGAGGAAGAACUUAGAU